UUGGAGAUGAGCCCUGGUGGGUACCAGCGAGCGGCCGAGGAGUUGGGGAUUGCUCAGAUGAGCGGGCUGGAUGCUAAUCGGCCGCGCAGUUUGCCCAGGCGCGUGCUCUUGGCACUUAUUUUCUUGGCUUUGGCACAGGUUGGCUGCACACUAGGGCUGUUCCUGUACUUCAAGCAACAGAUGGAUCCAAACCGAACAUCUGAGAAAGUACUUGAGUGCUGGAGAACAAGUUUGAAGAAGAAAGAAGCGUCAGACACAAAUGAUCCUGUGUCAGAAGAUGACAAGUUAAAAUCAUGUGCAUUCAUAGGGGAAGCAUUGCAUGCUACAGUAAAUCAGGUUGCUCAGGAGCUCAUUGCAGAGAAACCUUUACAAGUAAAUGCUGUGAUACCAUCAUCAUCACCAUUUUCAAAGAAUAGCAGAAGUGGAAAAUGGCCGGUUGCACAUCUAACCAUCGCUAAUCAUACACACAGUUCUCAGUCUAAAGUGACUAUUACAUCUUGGAAUUACAGAGAAGGUUGGGGAAACCUAUUAAAUAUGGGCUACGAUAAUGGAAAAUUGAAAAUUUUACAAAGCGGUUUUUACUACGUGUAUGCAAAUAUCUGCUUCAGGCAUCACGAAAUUUCAGGAAACGCUUAUCGAAACAAAGUCCUCCAGCUCAUGUUGUACAUAUCUAAAAUGAAUUCAAAUAGAAAGCAAUUUGAAACGCUAAUGAAAGGUGGAAGCACGCCAUAUUGGUCUAAUGAUACAGAAUAUCAUUUCCACUCAGUUCAUCAAGGAGGUGUUUUUAAGUUUGUGGUCGGAGAUGAAAUAUUUGUCCAAGUAUCUAAUGCAGCACUUCUUGACCUGGCACAGGACGCAACCUACUUUGGGGCCAUAAAGAUUCUUGAUGUAGAGGCAUAAGGCAGAUUAUUACUAAAGUUCUACUAUUCAAAUAAACAGAGGUUCACUCUUU
Bombina bombina (fire-bellied toad) is the source of this 952-nucleotide messenger RNA. RefSeq names its product TNF superfamily member 11 (gene TNFSF11). Gene Ontology annotation, molecular function: tumor necrosis factor receptor binding. The transcript has 5 exons. The record is from RefSeq and is a predicted model, not a curated record. Gene Ontology annotation, biological process: immune response. NCBI's taxonomy places the organism in Eukaryota, Metazoa, Chordata, Amphibia, Anura, Bombinatoridae. Gene Ontology annotation, cellular component: membrane. Bases 7 to 900 code for a protein of 297 amino acids.